AUUGGUUCACGUUUUUGUUCGAUAUUGGUUAAGUUUUAUAUAUUGAAUAUCGUAAAGUUUUACUAUUAUGUCGCUAGUACUAACGAAAGCUGCUUUAGCCCUCAAAAACGCAGAGAAUAAUUUUCAAUUUGUCAAAUUCGAAGCUCAUAAACCGAAAAAGAAGCAAGCAGAAGUAGACAAAGAUGUGAACCUUUCUCAAAAAGAAUUGAAUCAAAAGAAAGACCUAGAUCUCAAGAAAAUUAGACACGAAGUAGUGAAAUUUGGUAUGUCAGGGUUCGACCCGUCUAAAAAAGAAGAAGCCAGGAUUGCUCUUGCAGUUAGUUUAGGAGCAAAACCACCCAAGAAGGAAUACCUCAACUACAAGGAACUAAUGCAGAAAAGAAAACAAGAGAAACAGAAGGAACAAGAAGAGAAGCAGAUGAUGAGAUCAAAGAGUAUACUGCAGAGUGGCGGAAAGAAAAAGAAAAAAACUGGAAAUGAUGUUGGGCACUUGUUAGAUACAUAUGGGAAGGUUCAGAAAAAGGAUUUGAAGAAAAAAGAAGGACCGAGUAACAAAAAGAAGAAAAAAAAGUGAUUAUUUACUUUUUAGUAAGUAUGGAAUUAUUUCUGAUGUAUUAAGUUAUGUAGUGUACACAAUUUUGCCUGUAAGCUUUUGCUGCAUAAGCAAAUUAAAUAUUAAAGAAGUA
This is a messenger RNA of Leguminivora glycinivorella, 686 nucleotides long. RefSeq lists its product as uncharacterized. Lineage: Eukaryota; Metazoa; Arthropoda; Insecta; Lepidoptera; Tortricidae. Bases 68 to 574 code for a protein of 168 amino acids. The transcript is spliced from 3 exons. The record is from RefSeq and is a predicted model, not a curated record.